AUGGAUGGUAAAAGUAGCAGCCCGGAGUCAGAUUCCGAUCGCAAAUACAGUAAUUCCAAGGAAUUUUCGUUCUUUGGGCAGAAGAAAACUAUCGUUCUCCACAGCGGGAAAGGAUCAGACUUGCUUCUACCAAUUUGCAAUGCUCUGUUGUUGAAAGGCGAUGUUCUUGAGGAUGAGUUUCUAGGGAAUUGGGAACUGCUCGAAUUUCUAAGGGAGAAGAUGGAAAGUGUGUUUCCUGCACCAUCAAGGAGAAGCUUGAGUCUUGCACUUUCCAAAACUGGCGAUCUUGAGGAUUGCCGACCUGAGCCACUAUGGAACAAAGUGGAUUCGUUCAAGAAAAAUGACUGCUUUGAGAUUCUUAAAGUCUUGGAGCUUCCAAUCUACCAUGGAUGGAUUGUCGAUGAUCAGAACGCAGAAGAGAUUUCUUGUGAGGACUUAGGAGCAAAAGUUGAGCUGAGUGAAAUGGAGAAGGAAAUGUUUGAAUCAAGAGGCAAGGAAACCGAUUAUGGGCUUUCCAUUUUGAAAGAGACUCUGAAAGAGCAGGAAGUCUGUGUCUUUGUGCGUGAUAAUGUUUUCCACACAGCUACGAAGCACGAAGACGAGAUAUAUGUUCUUAUCACCGAGAGGGGUCUCAAUAGAGAUGGUUUCUUGUGGAAAAAGGUAGUAGGGGGUGAAAUGGUCGGAGAAGACUUCCAAGAAGAGACAGAGGUCGAUGAAGAUAUAGAGCCAGAAGCAGGAGGUACAGAGAUGGUGAAUGAUGAUGAAGAAGAGGUGGUGAACGAUGAAGAUAUAGAGGCAGAAGCAGGAGAUUUAGAUGCAGGAGAUUUAGAAAUUGCUCAGCAGGAGGAAGAAGCAGAGAUGGUGAAUGAGGUGUCAACAGAAUCCGAUUCUUCAAUGGAGACCCACGCAGGUGGUAUACACUCUCCAAAUUCCACCUUAGACGACCCCAAUUCAUCAUCUUCAACCUCAGACUCAUAG
Microthlaspi erraticum is the source of this 978-nucleotide messenger RNA. Lineage: Eukaryota; Viridiplantae; Streptophyta; Magnoliopsida; Brassicales; Brassicaceae. The record is from the annotation of a GenBank genome assembly.